GCAUUCCGGUCGCUCAACACUUUUAUAAACCCCCCUCGUCAACCUUUUUACCUGCAUUCUAGUCACCCACUACCAUCAUGGAUAGUAAAGGCGACAUUGAGAACGUGAAUCUCCUCUCUAACUCACUGGUGAAGCGCAACAAGACGCGUUGGGCAAUCGGGGCGACGCUCGUCUUCCUGUUACUCCAAUGUGUCGUCUCGGGGCCUCAGCUCUUGCUCUCGCCUCUUUUCACUCCGACGUCCCAAGCACCCCCAGUCGGUAUGGAUUCUGAUCUCGCCUCAGGUAUCUCUUGGUUCGCCUGCCCCGACGUGACGGAAUUCGACUGCGCAUUCUUCUCCGUCCCGCUCUCUUAUGCAACCCCCGUUCCUGAUGAAAGGGUCUCCCUUGCUCUCCGUCGUUAUCCUGCCACUGCGCCCAAAGAUCAGUACCUCGGCACACUGUUUACCAACCCUGGUGGGCCGGGAGGUAGCGGCACGGCGUAUCUCGUCGAGCGUGGGCCGGCACUCAGCAAGAUCUUGAGUGGAAGAUACGACAUAUUGAGUUGGGAUCCUAGAGGAGUUAACAUGACGACCCCACCGUUGGGCUGUUAUACAACCGACUUCGCGGAGUUCCUGCAGGAGUUCAAGCAGACACAACUAGGGCUACCCAUGUCACCUCACUACACAUUAGCGAACGACACCCUCUCUCCCGGCGCCGCUGCCGCCCAAGCUGGAGCAGACGAAUGGUACCUCCGUACCGAUGCGUACUACCAAGCCACCGUCUCUUCCUGUGCAAAGAACGGCAACUCCAAGAUCCUCAGUGCUGUUUCUACCGCACAUGUUGUACAGGACAUCCGCUCAAUGCUCUUUGCACUUGGGGAGGAAGAUGUAGGGCUAAACUACUGGGGAUUCUCGUAUGGAACCAUCCUCGGUGCCACCUUCAGUGCCAUGUUCCCAGAGCUCCUGCACCGUGUCCUCCUCGACGGGGUGAGCGACAGCGUCACCUACACGCGGGACAUGUACACAUGGGGAAAGAGCGGGAUGAACGACACCCACUUGGUAUGGGAAGGGUUCUUGAAGGAAUGCGCCGCUGCGGGGCCGACCCGGUGCGCACUGGCGGGCGAAGGCAGAAGUGCGGAGGAUAUUGAGACCUUGGUAUGGGAGCUCGAGGAGAGGCUUUUAGCCCACCCGAUGCCGGUGGCAUAUACAGGGUUGAACUCCGGCAUCCUGACUGCGUCUGAUGUGCGACUCGCUAUCUUUGCCGCCCUCUACAAGCCCUUCGCGUGGCCGUCCCUCGCUAAAGCCCUUGCCGCAGCUAUAUCAGGUGAUGGCGGGCCUCUGAUCGACAUGAAUGGAUUCCAGUCUCUGGAUGAGAGAAGGGACCGGGACCCGCUGGAUAACGUCUUCCACCGGUAUAUGGCACGACCAUUGUCGAAACCCGUUGGCAGUCCGCUUUCUACUGAGGCGAUCAUGUGCUCUGAUACGCUUCGUUCCGCCCUUCUUCCACCUGGCGCGACCGAGCCCAACCAGACGUACUUCCGUCAAUGGGCCGAGGAGCUGGCUCUUCAAAGUCCGACCGGCGAGAACUGGGCUCGAUGGAUCGGCAGGUGCAGGUGGUGGAACGUCACUGCGGCUGAAGUCUACAGAGGCCCUUGGACGAAGGAGGAGGGUCUGAGGAAGACAAAGUUCCCAGUGGUGUUCUUCAGUAUGGACGCCGAUCCCGUCACUCCGCUUUCUGCAGCGACAAGCAUGGCCUCUGGUUUCGGCAAAGACAGCGCAACGUUAGUCAUUAACCGGGGGUACGGACAUUGCUCAAUCGCUCAUCCCAGCAUGUGCGUCGCCAAAACUAUGCGAGCGUACUUCUUCGACGGCGUCGUCCCCGAGUGGGGCACAACGUGCACGAGCGACCCUGGGCAGCUCUUCCCCGACUCAUCCGUCCUCUCGCAGGGAGAGCACGUACCGCACGUAGCGAGCAUGACCGCGGAAGAUGUUGAGAUCUGGGAGGCGCUCCAGACGCUGGCGUCAUCGGAGCAUAACAUGUGGUAAUGACUUUGGGCGUAGAACUCAUUCCUUCCCCGGGGAUUGGCGAUCGACGAAUGGCACCGGUACAGGGGCGGUAUGCAGGCGUAUCAAUCUACUUUGUAGACCGAAAUGGAUUUCAUUUUCUCCUUCACGUAAGGGGGAAGAAUCCGUCCAAACGUUCUAACUCCUGCAUGUCCUUGGGGUAGGAUCGACUGCACCGGUGUAAUGCGCUCCGGAUCCUCCUCGAAGAUUCUACGGCCCCGUCUACAUAUCGAACACUCGCCUUCCUCUUCAAACACGCAACAGGCGGUUUGCGGCAUCGACUCUUUAUGCACU
Molecule: messenger RNA, 2336 nt
Organism: Dacryopinax primogenitus
Lineage: Eukaryota; Fungi; Basidiomycota; Dacrymycetes; Dacrymycetales; Dacrymycetaceae
Product: alpha/beta-hydrolase
Exons: 7
Coding region: 78-2024 (648 amino acids)
Source: RefSeq, a predicted model, not a curated record